AUGAUCAGCACAUGCAGCUCCUACGCCCCCAGGAGCUAUCUGGAGGAUUUUGAGGUCUUUCCGGAGAGGGACGAGAAGCUGGGCGCCGUAUACGUGGAGGCGGCCGACAAGGUAACCCUCAAAAAGAUCAGGGACAUUACCUUUGUCAACGCCAGGGACGUUCUGGGAAUCAUAUAUACCUCAAAGAGCGGCAACACCAGCAUGAAAUGGCGGCAGAUAAGGCGGUACAACGGCAAGGCAAGCGGCGAGGCGUCGUUAAACACCCUUGUCAACUUGGCCGAGGCCGGAGUCAUCACGCAGGAGUGGGCGGAAAACUACGCGAGGAAGAAGGCCCAGGAGCAGACCUCAAACAUAAAGAAGAUUAUUGGCUGA
Messenger RNA from Geodia barretti, 372 nucleotides. The record is from the annotation of a GenBank genome assembly. NCBI's taxonomy places the organism in Eukaryota, Metazoa, Porifera, Demospongiae, Tetractinellida, Geodiidae.